GAACGUCAGUCGAAUUUGCGAUGAUCUGUCGGCAUGCCGAAGUCCGAUCCCGACAGCAGAUCAUUUCCCGUCGGGAUUCACGGCACCAUCUAUACGUACCUCGUCAAAUGCAUUGUCGGCUAUAACACAUAUUUAUAUCAAGUGGCAGUUUUGAUAAAAUUUGGCUACCGUCGAAAGACAUAUAUGCUGAGGCCUGCGGUGCAUAAGAUGAUUCACUGUCAGUUUUUGUUCGAUAUCGAUCGAUUUUAAGCCGUCAGGGUAGGGAACUACCAAGUGUCGAUACGGUUACGCUAUAAGGGGUCAUGAUUAUGUACGUUAUCAGAUAGUGAAAUAACACCGACAUUAUUGAA
Molecule: messenger RNA, 350 nt
Organism: Aspergillus versicolor CBS 583.65
Lineage: Eukaryota; Fungi; Ascomycota; Eurotiomycetes; Eurotiales; Aspergillaceae
Exons: 1
Coding region: 34-249 (71 amino acids)
Source: RefSeq, a predicted model, not a curated record